AUGGACGACUCCCUCCCACGUCUGCCCAGUUUCGGCAGCGUGAACAGCUCCUCUGUCACCGAUGACUUCUCCCAAUACGAUGCGCACGACGACGACGACCGACCGGAGACACCCCGCGCAAAGAUCACGACUGCCGCCUCCCACUUUGACGCGCCCACAGACACUGCCAUUGCCCAGCAUGUGCAAAGCAUUCAGGUCCCCGAGACGGUCGCUAGGGACUUUCGCCUCAGAAAUCGCUCCUCGUCGCCAGCAGCUCGCCGGCCCAUGUCUUCCAGCGGGUUGGACAGCAGCACUCUCAGUAUCCUCGACCGUCCGCGUAGAGCCCUGACGCUCAAGGAGCAGAACACCAAGAUCGACAAGCUUACGAAGGAGAACUUCGACCUGAAGCUGAAGAUCCACUUCCUUGACCAGGCAUUGCAGACUCGAUCUGAUGACGGCGUCAAGGAGCUCAUCGAGAAGAAUGUACAACUUCAGACUGAUCUCGCCAAUGAGCGCAAGGAAUCCCAAACCAUGCGCCGGAAAAUGCGCGAGAUGGAGCAGAAGAUCGCAGAGCAAGACGAAGCUCUUGCUGAGGCGCGAACUCACAAAGCCGCCAAGGAAGAGGAGGACGAUGAUCCAACACUGCAGGCUGAAAUGCACGAGGAGAUUCUCUACUUGCGGCAGCAGCUGGAUCAUUCUGAGAACCAAGUCACGACACUCCGUGACGAGGUCAUGACGAAAGAGCUUGAGAAACGAAAGAUGGCAGAGCACAUGCGCGGUAUGGCUGGCAGGCGUGGUGAAGACACAGCUGGCAUGAAAGAGACCAUGGACAUGUGGCAGGAUCUGCUCAACGCUGAGACUGGGCGACGCGAGCAGGCAGAAGAGGACGCCAGCAAAUUGCGAGACGAGCUCACCACGCUACGCCUGCAGCACGCCUCUCCAGCCGCAAAUCAGUACCACCAGAACGACAGAAGGCGCCGAAGCCGAAUCGACACUGGCGAGAGCCCAGCUAGCGACCCAGAGGCCGACCUCGUCGAGAGCAUGGAGAACGCUGAGUCGGGCGCACUCAUCGAACAGCUAAAGCACGAAAAUGCUGAACUGCGACGUGAUCUUGGUGCUCAGACCAGCAUGCUAACCUCUCGCAAUCGGGAGCGUGAACGGCUGCAGCAGGAGAUUGAAGAUCUGAAGCUACUGCAGCGUAAGAGCGACGGCGCAAGGUCCCUCGCCGGCGAAAGCAUCUUUGAUCGCUCCAUUUCGCGCGCUCACCAGCGAAGCCAGUCGCGGAUCAGCGAUCACACGCAAGUGACUGAAGCCGAGCGGGAGGAAUGGGACAAGAAGGAGGGUCAGUUGAGAGAUACAAAUGCCGAGCUCAGAAUCAAGUACCAGGAACUUGACCGAACACAUCAAAAGUAUCUGCACUAUGUCGAUGUAAUUGAGAAUGAUUACAAAGGCAUGGAGGACGAGCUCAACGAAUGCCGGGAUGAUCUUGUCAAACUGCAAAAGGAGCGAGACGAUGCGCUGCAGGCCUACCAGGAGCAGGAAUCAGAGUACGCAGCUCUCAAGCAGGAGGCCCUUGAGGAGAUCCAAGCGUUGGACGAGGAGAAGAAGAUGCUCGAUGCUGAGCUGCAAGACACGGAGCGGAAGCUGCAAAAGACCACGUCGAAAUUGCAGACCACCAAAGACGACUACAAAGGUCUUCAGAGCGAGCUUCGCCAGCUCACGUCCCGAGUCAACAAUCUGGAAGAUCUCAAGGAGCGUAACACGCGAACGAUUGAGACCCUCGAACAGCAGCUGUCUGAGGCUGAAGACGAACUGCAGAAGUGGGAGCAGAAGUGCAGCGAGCUUGAUUCGAAGAAUCGCAAACUCGAGAUCAACCUCGAAAGUCUGCAUUCAGAGAUCACAUUUCUGCGAGAGGAGCAGGAAGGGGACAAGAUUAAGAUUGGUGAACUCGAGAAUGCGCUCAGUGCUGCUCAGCAGACGAUCCAAGACGAGCAGGAGAAGCUGCGCGAGAUGGAGGACGAGAGGGUUGAAGAGAGGCAACAGCGCGACAUACUUGAAGACAAGUCCAAGGAGGAAGUACAAAAAGUGCUCGAUGACCUCAACGCUGAGAGUGCGAAAACGAAGGAUGAGGUCAGGAAGCUUCGCCGUUCACUGUCCGCGAAAGAAGUUGAAGCUGGCAGCUGGAAGCAGAAGUUGGAGGAGCUUGAGCAAGCCUUGCGAAACAUCUUGGGAGAUCCCGACGGCACAAAGCCUACGCUGCUUGCCGACAUCGAGAAGCUGCAGAGAGAGCUUGAGACGACCACGAAUGACUUGGAAAGGGCACGAAUGGACCUUUCUGAUAAGGAUCGCCUGCUGAGACACCGCGAUGGCCUACUGGAGAGCACCAGUCUCGAGUCCCGAAGGCUGUCAGAUCUUCUUGAAAAGGAGCGAUCCUCCCGCAAACACGACCUUGAUCGCUUCGAGAAGGCUCACAGUGGCCAGGCGACACACUUGCGCACCAUUGCUCAGAAGGAGACCCGCGUGCUGGAGCUGGAGACUGUCCUGACUCAGGAUAGGCGAAAGAUGACAUCUCUCGAACAACAGUACCGCGAGCAGCUACACGAGCGGAACAAUCUUCUUCUCGCGUUGUGGAACCGCUUGUCUACACUCUGCGGAUCAGACUGGGCACAGAACCACAGUCUUGUCAAUGGCGAGCUACCAAGUGCAGACGUCAUCAACAAAAACCUUCAGAGCUUCAACAAGAACAUCAUCUCGGCGGUUAAAACAAUCGAAGCGCUCAUUGGAAGUUUCAAGGUCCGAAUCCGUAGCAUCGAGAAGGACUUGUGGAGAGACUACCAAACGAUCGAGCACAACUUGGAGAUACGAGUGCGCAGAAUGGAUGCCAUUGAGCGUGCGGUCAAGGACACCCAAAAUGCCAUGGUGGAAGAAGCUGCGCAAAGACCUCAAGCCAGCCGCACCGUUAGCACGAAGAGCGUCAAGGGCAGUGAAGAACUGGCAAAGCUCAAGACAGACAUGAAGCUCCUUAGGUCGGAGUUGAAGCUCCAUCGCCAGUAUCCGAGUGCUAUGGCACAGCAGCUCAUCAACCAAGAAACGCAGCAGAACCCGGAGCACCUAAGACGCCAGUCGAGCAGCGGCGGUUCGAAUGGCAAGUCGCAGUACAGUCCGGCCAGGAAUCUGGUGAACAAUCUCUUCCGACAUCACUCGACAUCAGCAGUCGAGCAAUUCCAGAUUCCCAAUGAUGAACCUCCACCACGGCCGCAGCCCAUUAUGCUGCCCCAGGUUCCUGUACAAGCCAACGACGUUCGCUGGAACCAUCGCCUAAAGGAACUGGAGAAGCGGCUGAAAGCUGAACGAGAAGCUCGAUUGUUGGAUCGUCGUGGAGCCAGGCAAAGGCUUGAGGAGGCGAGUCUUGAAAAUGAAGAGCUGAGGGCACGCCUUGAACGGGCAGAAUCUCGCAGGUCCAGCGUACAAGAGGAGAGCGGAGCUGUCAGUGAGCGGUCGAUUGACUAG
Molecule: messenger RNA, 3489 nt
Organism: Zasmidium cellare ATCC 36951
Lineage: Eukaryota; Fungi; Ascomycota; Dothideomycetes; Mycosphaerellales; Mycosphaerellaceae
Exons: 1
Coding region: 1-3489 (1162 amino acids)
Cellular component (GO): microtubule organizing center
Source: RefSeq, a predicted model, not a curated record